This is a messenger RNA of Stylonychia lemnae, 4683 nucleotides long. NCBI's taxonomy places the organism in Eukaryota, Ciliophora, Spirotrichea, Sporadotrichida, Oxytrichidae. The record is from the annotation of a GenBank genome assembly.
AUGAAUUCAAAGAAAACAACAGACUCGAAAUCCAACUAGAAUAAGAAAAACUUCAAGCACAACUUGUCUAAGAAGACUGAUGCAGAAAAUCCAGACGAGGAAUCAUAGAAUUUUAUUGAGAAAUAGGCGAUGAAAGAUAAUGAUAACCGUGUGGAUAUACUUGAGAAGCAGGUAUCAGCAAUCAAGGGGAUCAGUAUGGGCCUGUCAACUCAGAUAAAGGAUGAUGUAAAUCUAAUAAAGAAACUUGACACAGGGUUUGAUAAGACUAAACUCAUGGUUACAAGGACUCUAGGCAAAUUAGAUGAAAUGGUAACAAAGGGCAGUAACAGUGUCUUUAAAAUCUAAUUCGUUUAAUCAAUGGCAAACAAGAGUAUCAUUUCUAACAGCACAGGCAUGAACCCAUUGGUCUUUGACAGCCAAAUAAACAGGAUAUCUGAGACACUCAAAGAUACACAAAAAAAUGCUACAAAAGGAGGGAACGAAGCCUAAAUAUAAGACUUCUUGGAUCAAAUCUUUAAAAGACUUCAAAAGCCUAUACAAUUCUAGAUACUUGAUUUGAGAUCCACAGUAAUGAAGGAGGCGUGCUAGCUAUUGAUAUUUUUCUCAAACUAAUAUCCAAAGGACUUUGAGAACCAUUCUCAUAGAUACAUCCACGAGGAUUGUCUUUUUAAGGCAUUAAACAAUGGUAAGAAAGUGGUGGUCGACUUGGCUCACGAUUGCAUCAAGUAAAUCUUAAAAAGCACCCAGAAUCAAAAAGUAAUUCAGUCUAUUGGAGAGUAAUUAAAAAGCUCAAGAAAUACCAUAUUUAAGGCUAAACUUUAAGAAUACUUCGCCUCUAUCAUAACCACCUAUCCCCAAGAGAUACUCCUCAGAAACCAGGAUUGUAUUGAGAUAUUCAUCUAAGAUGGAUUAUCUGAUCCGAACGACUAAGUACGAUUGAAAUGCAGAUAAGUAUUUGCAGAAUAUUAGAAAAUAUUCCCUGAGCAAGCUGAUAUUUUAUUCAGUUCAUUGGACAUUACUUAUCAAAAAGCUAUUUUAAAUCAGUAACCAGCAGGUGCUAAUGACGAUUCUAACUAUCAAUCUAACUCAGUCACUAAAAGCAAUAAAUAUGAAGGCAUAAUUGCAGCUUCAAAUACCAGAGGGGAAGUCUCGAGUCCAAGGCAAGGAGGAAGACUUUCAUUGCAGUCGAUGGACCCAUCUCCUUACAUUAAUAAACUUAGAGCAACUAGCACUUUAAGAAACUAGAAUUAAAGAACUAGAACUGCAGAGCAGAGUCCUGAUGCUCGCUAAGUUAUUUAGCAUAAUUUCACCGCCUCUUAAUCGCAGUCGAAGAGCAUCAAUAGACCUUAUACUUCUCCUAUGAAUUCAAAGUUAGCGGCAAGACAGGCAGCCUUAAAUGACUCUAUUAACAUACCUCUGCAAAAGUAGCAUGCUUCACCUAGGCCAACUAAUAUGUUCCGUGCUUCAGCAAGCAGACAGAUCUCAAAUACAAGAGAUAUUUAGCUAACAUCUGAGAAAGAAGAAGAAACUAAGAAGAUUAUUUUCAGAAAGAAUACUUAUAAUGCAAAUAAGAAUCUCGCAAGCUCCUACUCUAAUCCUAAUCUUCAAAGUCCUAUCUCUGAAAAGAAGCAGAAAGAGAUACUAAACAUCGCUACUAAACUCAAGCACUUAAAUAAGAGCAAGUUUAAUCAGAAUGAAAGUAUAGAUGAAAGGCAUACUGAAAGCAACAAGAAGAAUACUGGAUCAUAGAACACUAUAGCUUUUAAAAAGAAAAAUGCAAAUGGCGAAGAUCAAAUGAAGCAGCAAGUUAAAGAAGCCUAUCAUAACAUGUCACCGGCUCAACCUUAGGUUUCCAGACAUCUAAUGAAGCUCAAAAAUAAGUCAUUGAAUUCAUCAAUUCAAAGAAGACAGUCUCAGACCUAGACAACGGGACUGAAGCACUAAAAUUCAAAGACCUCAUUAUAACUUUAGAAUGUGUAAAUAGAAGAUGAUGGCAGUUAGUAUCAGACUCUCGACCCAGAAUAAUAAGUUCUUGAAGAGGAGUGCCGACCAUUGUAGAUCAACAUGGAGCAGAUCUCUCCGAGGUUUGUAAAUGAAGAUGAUGGACAAAUCAGCCUUACUAUUCGUAAUGAGCCUGAUAAUCAGUAGCUUAUUCAGCAAAUCAUUCAGAAUCAACCAGAUGUACAAUUUGAUGAUCAUCAUCGAAGUAUUCUUGAUGAUGAUAGAUUCAAUUAGCUUCAGGAGACAAUUCCAAGUGGCAGACUUGAAAUCAAAGAGAAAGUCUCUAGCAAUACCUUAGACGUGUAGUAAAUGAGAGAUGUCGAGAAAGUGUUAAGCGGUAUCGUAUCAAAUGAUUCGAGCUUUGUUCAGUAGAAUAAAAGGACUAAGGACUCUGGAAACAAGGAGAAGCAAAUUUAAGAACUAUUAGUUAAAUGCUAAAGCACUUUAGAAGUGGAAAGAUUCAGUGCAUAUUCACAUAUUGCUGAUAUUUAUAGUCUGGAUUCAUCUGAUAACAUGGAGGAUGAAGAUGGUGAUCUCCCACCAAUUAAAUGCUUUGCAGCUAUUGUAGAGUAGUUGAUAAAAGGCAUGGAAGAUGAAAGCAAAGAGAUCAAAAUUACUGUAAUGGAGACCAUUGGAAACAUUGUAAUAUUCUUCAAAGAUACAAUAAUGCAAGUCAUACCUCAAAUAAUUGAAAAGAUUAUAUUAAACCUGUCAAAUAACUCUUAAGUUGAGGCUUGCCACCAAUUAUUUAAUGACCUCCUGCAAUCAUACUAAGAGGAAUAACUAAUGAUUGCAUUAAUCAAAGGAGUGAAGUCUACUGUCAGAAAUUCUCAGGCCGCUUUUAUGAUAUCUGCCUUUGAGCUUAUCAGUAACAUUAUUAAAAAGAUUUAAAUAUCUAAAAAGGCAAAUGGCUUUGAUUGUCUUAUUUAGCAAGCUGGAGCGAUUGAAUUCUUACUUACAACUAUUUUGCUUCAUCAUUAGCUUAAUUCCUCAAGUGUCCUUAGACUUUCAAAAGCCGUAUUGGAGUUACUGUAUUGCACUGGGAAGAAUGCUUUUGAGGCCUAGCUAGAAAAAAUCUCUGAAACUUAAUUAGCCCUACUCUAGGAUAUAUUGACAAUGUUCAUCAUUGGAACAAAUUUCGAUGAGUAAAGGCAAAGCAUUCAAGAUAUCGUUCUAAUGAUAAAGAGUAUCGUCAAAGAAUAAGAACUAAAAUCAAUGGUAUAAAUGAAUUCAAUGAGCAUGCAGCAAUCUGAGGCUGGUGCUUCACCAAGAGACAUGAAUAGAGAAGAUAAGAAAAGAUUUGCUAGCCAUGGAAAGCCCAGAAGUUCAAUGAAAAAGAAAUACUAGCAAUCCCUUAAAUCCCCAGAAUCUAUGAUGAUUUCAUCCAUCUAGUCCAACAAGAGUUCUAUAGGUUCACCUAAAGUCCAAUUCAGCUUUGAUAUAAGAGAAGACAACGACACUAAAGUCCUCAGAAAUCAAGACUACCCCUUGCAAAAGACUUUAAUGUCUAACGAUUCACAACUAAAGGAGGUUGAAGUGAAAAUUGAAAGUAUUUAGCUUGAAUAGGCUUCAAGUAUUAAAAAGGAUAAGCAGCAAGAAAACGAAAUAUCGCUUUAAAAUGCUGAUUAGUAGCUAGAUGAAAUAACAGUUAUCCAAAUGAAUGAAGAAAUCAAGAAGGAGUAUGAGGAAUAUAAAGAUUAUGAAAUAGUUGAGGCUUAGAUUAAAAAUCAAGACGAGAAACUCUAAAAUCAGCCUCCGUUUACACUAAGUACAUAAGCUGAUUUAAAAGAUCCAAAGGAAAUGCCUCUUCAAAUGUCUGAUACUUUGAAUUCUUUGGAUUAGAUUGAUAUAUAAUAGCCUGAAAUUUUAUAGUAAGAAGUAUCCAAGAAAACAGAAAAGAAGAAGAGCAUCGUGGAAAAGCAGAAGUCAUUUAUUGAGGAACUCAAACUAUAGCUUGCUAACCCAGCAAUUGUUCUUAAAGCUCUGAAAGAUAAAAAUUCAGCUAAUGCCAAAAAUACUAGAUUCUGGGAGAAACACGCUUCAGAAAUAAUUCAAUGGUUAGUAUAGUCAACCAAUGAAGAUAAAAUCAAAGUAGAGUAUGGACUCUAGAUGAUUCUCGACUUGAUGGAGUCCCAGACUUAAAAGAAGAUUCACGAGCUCAUCAGAACGCAGUUAUCUCUCAUAAUCAGUACCUAUUACUUGAAUGAAGCCUUAAUGGACAGAUAGAAGCCAAGACUGCUAUAUCUUAUGCAGAGAGUAGCCUUCCACUUUAACUUCAAAUUCUUCCUGAUUGACUUUGUGAAUGGUUUCAAACCUGAAAACUCAGUAUCCCUUAACUAAUUCGUUUUGGAUUGCAUGACUUUAGUUCUAGAUUCUACGACGUUCAAGCCAGACCUGAAAUUUCUCUCAGGCAUCAUUAACAAACUUCUACUCAAGGAGAUCAACAAUCCUGAGGCACUAAUCAGGAAAUCUGUGAUUGAAUGUCUCGUAGCAGUGAAGCAACUAAUGGGGACAAGUGAGUUCGACAAAGACAUCAAUGGCCGACUCAAUGAAACUCAGGAGCAGCUCAUUGUUAUUUAUUACUAGAGAAGAGGAGAUAAAUUUGAGGUCAUGGGAAACAGCGGCCAUGCAAAAUCUGCACCUAGAAAAAGUAUUGCAAGCACUAAGAACAAAAAGCUUUGA